CACUUAUGGGGCUGUGUGUUGACCUAUGGGUCCCAUUGCAGAGGUUAUGGGGUCGCUGGGGGGCAGCGUCGCAGCUUUGGGGCCGGCGUUGGAAAUGGCGGCCAAUGGGGACGGGGACGAACGACGGGUGCUAUUCGGGCUCUGUGGGGCAGCGGCCGAAGCCUUAAAGGAGGGGGCGGAGCCAAUGCUCCCUAAGCUCCUCCCCCUCCUCAUUAACAGCCUCCAAGCUCCGCCCCCUGCCGCUCCCAAUCUCGCUUCUGAUUCGUUCCUUCUCUUCGACCCCAACGACGACGAGGACGAUCAGCCAAUGGGAGACGAGGAAGACGAUCUCGUGCCGGUGGAGGUGAAUGGAGAUCAUGUGACCGAGCUGGAGGCGGCCUGCCAGGGGGCGGGGCUUAUGGCAGAGCAUUGUGGUGCUGCUUUUCAGCCCUAUUUCGGCCCUACAUUGGAGGCACUGCUUCCUCUGCUGGAGUUCCCACACCCGGACGUCCGUGCGGCCGCUUAUGGGGCGCUGGGAGGGCUGAGCCGUGGGGCAGCGAGAGCCGUGGGGCAGGAGGAGAUCAGGGGCCGUUCCCUAUUGGCUCUAAUGGAGGCUGUGAGGAAGGAAAAGGGGGCGGAGCCAACGAGGGCCGGGCUCAUUGAACUCAAUGGGGCGCUAAGCCCCGCCCCCGACCCCCGGAUCCUGCACGCCAUUGGCUGCCUCAUGGCUGACGUCAUCAACGGCAAGAUCCGUUGCUUCCAGGAUGAAGAUAAUGACGACGAUGAGGAGGUUGAAGCAAUGGCGGAGCUGCGAGAGCUGGCGGGGGAGGGGCUGGCGGCAGUGGGCGGAGCUUCACAAGGGGGCGGGGCCUGGAGCGAGAGCGGCGACGCAGCACAACGCUCGUGGGCGGCGGCCAUGUUGGGUGAGGUCGGCCAGCACCUCCCGGGGGGCGUGGCCUCCAAACUCCUCCCUCUGAUUGGUCCAGCCCUGGCGCGAAGCUCCGCCCACGACCCGGACCCGGAAGUCAGGAGCAACGCAUUGUACAGCAUUGGACGGCUGGCGGCCAAUGGCGUCGCUUUGGGGGC
Coturnix japonica (Japanese quail) is the source of this 1065-nucleotide messenger RNA. The record is from RefSeq and is a predicted model, not a curated record. Lineage: Eukaryota; Metazoa; Chordata; Aves; Galliformes; Phasianidae.